Chelmon rostratus (copperband butterflyfish) is the source of this 3812-nucleotide messenger RNA. RefSeq names its product valyl-tRNA synthetase 2, mitochondrial (gene vars2). Bases 239 to 3481 code for a protein of 1080 amino acids. The record is from RefSeq and is a predicted model, not a curated record. The transcript is spliced from 30 exons. Gene Ontology annotation, biological process: valyl-tRNA aminoacylation. Gene Ontology annotation, molecular function: aminoacyl-tRNA deacylase activity; ATP binding; valine-tRNA ligase activity. Gene Ontology annotation, cellular component: cytosol. Lineage: Eukaryota; Metazoa; Chordata; Actinopteri; Chaetodontiformes; Chaetodontidae.
ACAGUCCGACAACAAACGGCAUCCUUGAACUAAGAGUUAAAGAACAAUAUCUUUUUACAGACGUGGUUGAAAGUACGCAUUUGACAGGUUCAAACACUAUUUAAUGAUUACAUAAAAUUAGGGAUGCUAUAGAGAUGCACCUCGCAUUUAGAUUGACGACGUAGCUAAGUUAAAAGGUCGUAGCUGGCAUGCCGGAUCUGUCAGUGUCACGUUAUUCUAACUACGUGUUUUUUUGAGAAUGUGGAGGGCAGUUCGUGUCCCAAGGUUGGCAGGAAGAGGAGCAGCCAGACUCUGUUCCAGCAACCCACCAAAACCUUCAUCCACGCUGCCCCCUCUGUCUCACUCCUCUACACGGCCCCAAGCUGAGAAACAGAGGCGUCGGCGAGAGCGGGAGGAGGCCAUACUGUCAACUCAACGCAGUCCUGUUGAAGAUAAAGCUUUGAACUGGAGUGACAAGGAGAAGAUAGUGUACACUGCUCAGACACCUCCAGGGACAAAGAAAGACACCAGCUUGCCCUUCCCAUCUUCAUACAGUCCAGAGUAUGUGGAGCAUAGCUGGUAUGAGUGGUGGGAGAAAGAGGGAUUCUUCAGUCCAGAGCAACACGAGAGGUUAUCUCACAGUGUGGAUCAGACCUUCUCUCUGUGUAUUCCUCCACCAAAUGUGACUGGUACUCUGCACCUGGGCCAUGCUCUGACUGUAGCUGUGGAAGAUGCUCUGGCUCGAUGGAGGAGGAUGCAGGGCUACAGAGUGCUGUGGGUCCCUGGAUGUGACCAUGCAGGUAUUGCUACACAGACAGUGGUAGAGAGGAGACUGCUGAGGGAAGAAGGGAAGCGCAGACAGGACUUCACCAGGCAUGAGUUUCUGCAGGAGGUGUGGAAAUGGAAGAAUGAGAAAGGAGAAGAGAUUUACCACCAGCUGAGGAGGCUGGGAGCAUCUCUGGACUGGAGCAGAGCGUGUUUCACAAUGGAUCCAGAUUUCAGUCGCUCUGUGACUGAGGCCUUUGUCAGGCUGUGUGACUCUGGUCUGAUUUAUCGCUCGGAGGCUUUGGUCAACUGGAGUUGUGCUCUGGAAUCUGCCAUCUCUGACAUAGAGGUUGACUCAAAGGAGCUGUCUGGACAGACCAUGCUGUCUGUUCCUGGUUAUGAAAACAAAGUGGAGUUUGGGACAAUGCUGACCUUUGCAUAUCCUAUAGAAGGCCACGAUGGAGAGGUGGCAGUGUCCACCACCCGCCCUGAGACUAUGCUGGGAGAUGUGGCUAUAGCUGUUCACCCUGAUGAUCCUCGAUAUCAGGCUGUUCAUGGAAAGCAGUGCAGACACCCCUUCACCGACAGACUCCUGCCCAUCAUCACCGAUUCAAUGGUGGACAUGGAGCUAGGAACUGGUGCAGUGAAGGUGACUCCUGCUCAUGACCACACUGAUUUCCUGCUGUCACAGAGACACUCACUGCCACGUCUCACUGUGAUUGGAGGAGAUGGGACCAUGACACACCUGUGUGGACAGUGGCUGGAGGGAGUGAAGCGUUUUGAUGCCAGACAGCUCAUUGUGGAUGCCCUAGUUGAGAAGAAGCUGUUCAGAGGAAAGAAGAAUCACGGCAUGACUUUACCCAUCUGCAGUCGCUCAGGAGAUAUCAUUGAGCCUCUUCUAAAGAAGCAGUGGUUCAUCCGCUGUGAUGAAAUGGCUAACAAAGCUAUACAGGCUGUGGAGGACGGGCAGCUGGAAAUCAUCCCUCAGAUCUACACCAAGAUAUGGAAAAACUGGCUGUCCAACAUCAGUGAUUGGUGCAUUUCCAGGCAGCUUUGGUGGGGUCAUCAGAUCCCUGCUUACCAAGUCGAGCUUCCUAAUUCUACUGACAAACAAGAGGAGCAGUGGGUCUGGGGACGGAGUGAGGACGAAGCCCGACAGAGAGCUGCAGUCAAAUACGGAGUGAAGCUGGAAGACAUCAUUCUGACUCAGGACCCUGAUGUCCUGGAUACAUGGUUCUCCUCGGGGCUGUUUCCCUUCGUCAUGCUUGGCUGGCCUGAGCAGACCACUGACCUCCACCGCUUCUACCCCAAUUCCAUUCUGGAGACAGGCAGUGACCUCAUCUUCUUCUGGGUUGCAAGGAUGGUGAUGUUAGGCAAAGAGCUGACUGGACAGCUGCCUUUUAAACAGGUUCUACUUCACUCUCUGGUGAGAGAUAAAUAUGGCAGGAAAAUGAGUAAAUCUCUGGGAAACGUCAUCGACCCAUUAGAUUUUAUACAUGGAGUUUCUCUGGAGAGACUUCAAGAGAAAGUGAAGGAGGGGAACCUUGACCCCAGGGAACAACUGGUUGCAAUGGAAGCACAGAGGAAAGACUUCCCCAAGGGGAUACCUCAGUGUGGGACCGAUGCUCUGAGAUUCGCCCUUUGCUCUCACAAGAUGCAGGGAGAAGACAUCAGUCUGUCCACCUCUCAAGUCCUGAGCUGCAGACACUUCUGUAAUAAAAUGUGGCAGACACUGAGAUUUACACUGGGAGUGCUGGGUGGCAACACAACACCAGUGAGAACGCUGGAAGAGACGACCCCUCUCAGCAGCAUGGACCGGUGGAUCUGCUCCAGACUCUACAGCACCGUAGUGCAGUGUGAGCAGGCCUUUGAAGCCUACGAGCUGCAUACUGUCACAUCUGCCCUGUACUCCUUCUGGGUCCACAGCCUGUGUGAUGUCUACAUGGAGUAUCUGAAGCCUUUGCUGGUCCAGCAGGAUGAGGGGGCAGUCCAGACUGACACGGAACACAGCGGCAGAUCGCGGGAAUUGGCCAGCAGUGUACUCUAUCACUGUGUGUCUAUGUCUCUGGCCCUGCUCUCCCCCUUCAUGCCCUUCAUCACUGAGGAGCUGUGGCAGAGACUCCAGCCGUUCAGACAUGGAGCUGCUGCCCAGACCAGCUUGUGUUUACAGCUGUACCCCUGCUCCUCUCAACUGGCACACUGGCAUUUCCCUGAAGUGGAAAGAGAUUUUUUGUUAGUCCGGGAAGUGAUCCGAGUGGCCCGCUCACUACGAGCUCAGUGUGGCAUGACCAAAGAGAAACCUGCCAUGUGGGCGGUGUGCUCACCCAGCCAGGCCCAAGUCCUCCUUCUCUUUGAGUCAGCUGUUUGGACUUUAAGCCGGAUCUCCAACCUCCAUAUCUACUGUCCUCAUAGAGCAGACAACCCCCUCUCUGUCCACUCUGCUCCUCCACCUAAAGGCAGCCUCAUUGGUGUGGUGGACCACACUUGUCAGUUACACCUUCAUGUUCAGAAUGGAAUGAACAUUAAGAAACAGAUCCUGCAGCUUUCCCAACGCAGAGACAAGCUUGUUCCAAAGCUGGAGGAAAUCCACUGCAGAGUCCAGUCUCCAGACUACCUAACCAAGGCUCCUGCCCAUGUCAGACAGCAGAUGGACAAUAAGAUGUCAGCCUUGCAGCAGGAACUGAGGACCAUUGAGGACCAGCUGAGGGUCCUGCAAGACACUCAAACAAGAGAAUAACUACAGCCAAUGGGUAUUACUGUAACUGUGUGGGCUGCUGGACAUCAGAGGUGAUGAACUCGAUAAAUUUAUAGUCCUGUGUGAGCUGGAGAUCUCAACACAGCUGGAAUGAAGAAGAUGUUGCAUAAUAUCAUCAUGAUCUUGUUUAUAUAAUGCAGUAUCUCACUGUCAGACUGUCAUACUGCAGUACUGUACUGUAUAAUUAACCACUCACCUGCAAAUGGAGAUGUGGCAGGCUGCAGGUAUCCAUGAAAAGGACACAAAUCUUUUUUGUUAAUGCACGUGUAGCCUUUCAGGUGAAACACAAGGGCUUCAAUAAAAGAUGCCGCAA